Melitaea cinxia (Glanville fritillary) is the source of this 705-nucleotide messenger RNA. Its product is annotated as PRKR-interacting protein 1 homolog. The transcript has 3 exons. The record is from RefSeq and is a predicted model, not a curated record. Gene Ontology annotation, molecular function: protein kinase binding; protein kinase inhibitor activity; double-stranded RNA binding. Lineage: Eukaryota; Metazoa; Arthropoda; Insecta; Lepidoptera; Nymphalidae. Bases 104 to 637 code for a protein of 177 amino acids. Gene Ontology annotation, cellular component: nucleolus. Gene Ontology annotation, biological process: negative regulation of protein kinase activity.
AAUUAUUUAACUUUCAUUGUGGGCACCGUUAUUUAUAUAAGUAAAUAGGCUAGAUUAAUUUGAAAUAUUUACAAUCACAUCAGUUUUUUCUCGCCAUAGCAAUAUGAGCAAGAAAGGUGAAAAAGAGUCCGCAGAAGAAAAGAAACCUAUCAUUAUAAAAAAUGCUACGGAUCUUCAAAGAUUAAAACUAGAAAAAUUAAUGAAAAAUCCAGAUAAGCCGGUGGUAAUACCAGAAGGACCAAAACAAAAGUCUUUGCCUCCUCCACCAGACUUUGUUAGGAACGUUAUGGGAUCUAGUGCUGGGGCAGGCUCUGGAGAAUUCCAUGUUUAUAGACAUCUUAGAAGAAAGGAAUAUGCUAGACAAAAAUUUAUACAAGAAAAAAGUGAAAAGGAAAAGCUUGAUGAAGAAUAUCAAAGAAAAAUAGAAGAAAAUAAAAGAAUUGCUGAAGAAAAAACAGCCAAGAAAAGAGCCAAAAGGUUAAAAAAGAAACAAAAGGCAAGAUUAAAAGCAAAAAAACCAAAAGUCAUUGAUAAUUCCAAGUCCAAUGAAUCUUCACAGUCCAACACCAGUGAUGAUUCUGACGAGGAAGUAACAAAACAUAGUGAUAACAAUUUUACUACAAACGACAAUAACUAAUCAUUAUUAAUUACAAAAUUUAAUUUAUAUUAUAAGUUAAACAUUAAAUAAAAAUAUUUUAGUUGAUA